AUGUCCUCACCGAUAGCAGACCUCGAGACAUGGUGGCUCACAUCUGGCUUCGAGCAUUUAGAAGACCUUGUCGAAGUCGAUAGUCUGGGUCUGUGUCGUCAGCAAGUCGGUUUUGUGCAGGCUAUCCAGCAGAAACUACGGGCGUUUGACGGCAACAGGGACAUAUACUACAGACUUGUUGCAGAAGUAUCGACCCCAAAGACACUGUCCUGCCCGGUGAACCCUCGUCGACAGCUGAGUGAGGUUCUUGGGAAAAUCUUUCGCCGAGUCGACGAUGGUGGUCUGGAUCAUGAUCUCGCGUUUGGAGGGCUCGCCACCUUUGAACAGGUGGAAACACAACGUUCACGGCUUGCAGAGGCCACGAUUCUGGCAUUAAGUGCUUGUCCCUUGGAUGACAGUAGCAUUCAGCUGGUGGAGGGGUUACAUGAAAAGGCCAACGAACGGUAUCGCCAGUCCCAGCUUGGGUUUCGGGCAUGUUGCCUUUUAGACUUCCUCCCACAAAGUGACAUCAGCAGACCUGAUGCUGCGAGAAUCAUGGCACGCUUGAAUGCGCUAUUCCCUCCAGAAUUCACAGCUCUUUCUGAAGAAGAAGCCGCUCUGUCACCCUGCACGCCCGGCUUACGAGACAGUAUACGGCUAUGCAUAUACGAACGUCUUAUGAGUGCGGAUACCGUCCCCAUCGAAAACGGACAGUCCUUCACCGACAAGUUCACGUCAUGGUGUAGCAUUCCCUCCUACUACGAAGCCCGUGCCUCAUUGCUACGAUAUGCCGAAGAAGCCAAGAAGACGGAAGACAUCUGCCUCAGCAUCUUGCACACCAUUGAACUCGCAUACGCAGCAUCUUAUCCCACCAGCCCCUCCAUAUUAUCAUGCAUGGCUUCAUCAGACGGCUCCAGGAGUCCGGAACUCGAACCAGCAACACCUACCUCCUCCCACGCCAUCGCCUCCGACUCCAGCGUCAUAGCAGAUACAUCCUUCACAUCGAGAUUAUCAUCCGCCCCAACUUCAAUCGCCUCCAUCACCUCUGAGACCUUCCCGCCUUUGCUCAAAGGCAUGCCUGGCCGUGAAUUAUCUGCCGCCAAGACAGACGGCGCGACCUUUGCAAUGGACUUUACCGCCCCAGAUGUUCUCACCUACCCUGAUGAUCUUUCGAAAACAGAGUUUCACAUCCAUCCUCUCGCUAAGAACCUCGACUUGAGUAUAGAGGAAAAGGCGAGGCUGGGCCUCAUCAUCCCAAAGGAGCGUUCAAGUCGUAAUUUCUAUGGCGGUGAUACACCUCAUCUGAUCAAGGUUGCGAAGCCUCUUGCGAAGAAGCGGGUAUCGAAACGAAAGGUCAAGCUAAGCCAGGACAUGUCCCAGGUGCCUCCUUUGCCACCCAUCCCCGAGACGUUCAAGCCAAAUGUUGGUCCUAAGCGUAUUGGGCGGUUCUUCGACCGCUCGAGGCGCCAGGCAGAGCCCUCAAAUACUGCUGCAAAUGUGAAGACUGUCAGGAAAUCCGAUAAUUCUUCGCUGUUGAAAUUGUCCCGUGGGAAGAGGAAAGCACAUCUCAAAUCGCAAAUCUCGGAUCCUGCACUCUGCCGUGCUGGGAGCCUACCUCUUCCAAUGCUCUUCGACAAGAAGACAGAUGAGGAUAGACGAAUGAGCGAUAGUAGCAUACAUUCACCCGUGGCCAUUGACUUUGCUCCUGACCAUCCAGCCGCAUCCAAGCAUGAGUUUGGAGUUGCGAAGCCUCGUCUUUCUCCGAUGGAAUACGCGCGGAUGUAUCUGCUCAACAAGGCGCAGAAUGAGCAUCAGAAUCGAGAUCCUGAGCUUCUGCCUCCGGAGAAGAAGUGGUUUUGGACGCCUGGCUGGGAGAAAUUCUUAAUCAUACCCAAGAUUCCGUCCGUUAUCAAACGGGACCAACGUACAGACUCGUUGACUGAUGUUGAGGUCGACGAUGGUAACUCUCUUACACAUACAGGUUUGUCUUCUUCGCCAGUCGGUUGUCCACGGUUAUCACUUCAUAUUGGAGAAACGGGAUGUUUAAUGUCAUUAGCUGCGAAAACAGCCGUUGUGGCUGCGACGAACAAUCUGGAUACUAUAGUGUCCCAGAACAGAGAUACCACCUUCUCCCGUCAGAAGUCUCAAAGGCGGCCUUAUACUUCUGAUGAAAUGAGAACCUCACCAGUAUCGAAAGCUGAAAGAUCGUUGACACCUCUAUCAGAGCUCUCAGAGCAGACGGCUUUUCCAGCUGCCCAUGUAUCAAACUCACCAGAUACAAGCAGCCCAUCUAAGAGGAGCACUCUAAACAGGCAGGAUUCUCUCCCGAUACUUCUGCCCAGGACAUAUCAACCGCCAGUGCGAGAAUACCAAAAUAAAGUUACAUCCCCUGGCCAGUCUCCCAACAUGCCCCAAUUCACAACACCGAGGUUCAUGAAAGUGGACGCUUCGAGUCCUUCACCACUACCGUCCUCACGGCUCUUCUCAACUAGAGAGAAACAGCCGUUGUACGUGGACGACCUCACACCAGACAGAAUCAAAUCCAUGGCCGCGUCAAUCAUUGGCGGAACCAACAUAAACCUGGCCGCGCAACCGAACCCAGCACUCAGUCCUGGUAUUCUUUUCGGUCUACCACCCUCUCCUCACGAACUCGUUGAACGAAGCGUACGAACCAGUUCUCUGAACUGGAAGCAGUACACAGGCCCACGACGCCACUCAUUCGGCGCUGAAAUCAAGGAACAUCUCCAUUCUCGAACGCCAAGUUCCAACUCAAGCACCUACUACACAAGGGCCGCUCUCAUCUCACCCGCCCUGUACAAGCAAUAUCUUGAAAACGACCCUUUCACGGAUCUGCGACCCAACGUAUCGCCAUCAGAUCAAGAGAGAUUGCCGACUCAACAGCCUCGUCCUGAUUCGCCAACUUUGGGUCACAAGCACGAGGAGCAAGACCUGCUCGUCGAACGUGGGAGUCGUGUCCACGAAGAACAGUCGUUUGACCUCCUGAAGUCAUAUGUGAGAAGUAAAAGAAGGCGUUUAAAUCAGACGAAUCAUGAUGCGUCAUCCUCAUCAUCUGGUGCCGGCGAAGCCGAAGGCAGGGACUCGACUGUUGAUUGUGCCGGAAAGUUUUGGCCCAGCUCGAUAUUCGCUUUGAACAAGGCCAAGAGCCAUGAAGCGUUCACUCUACUACCGCGUCUACUGCCCACGUAUCGUCAGGACAAAUCGCCCCAUUCACCUCCCCGUCUCAACAGCUCGAGUUUGAGCCACCCAUCCCGCAAGCUCGUCAAACGGCGUAGCAUAUCAGAUAAGUCAACGGCGCUAGCCCUACAGACGUUUGAUACAGCGUCUCGACUCGCUUCAGCCAUAAACGAGCACGAUUCGAGCCCUGCAUUUACUCCCUCUACAAUCCUGGCAGACUGUCUGGAACAUCGGCUGGAGACUUACAAGCCGUCCAAAAUCAGUAGCUUUUUUUCUCGGCGCGCUCGAUAA
Messenger RNA from Pochonia chlamydosporia 170, 3465 nucleotides. RefSeq lists its product as hypothetical. The transcript has 3 exons. The record is from RefSeq and is a predicted model, not a curated record. Bases 1 to 3465 code for a protein of 1154 amino acids. NCBI's taxonomy places the organism in Eukaryota, Fungi, Ascomycota, Sordariomycetes, Hypocreales, Clavicipitaceae.